AGCUUCAUGCCUGAUCUAAUAUCUAAAUACUCUUUUUUUUUUUGUAGAAAAAAAAUGUUUCUUUAUUAGUAAAAAAAACAAAUCUUUACAUGUUUAACAUCUAUUGGGGAUAAAAGGGGUUGUGGAGGAAUUAGAAAAAAUCUAGAAAAAUGGAGGGGAAUAUAAGCAGAGAGCAGUUGAAAAUUGUUGUGCACUUACUGUUACCACUAAGUAUUUAUUGGACAGCUGAAGAGAUGUCUGUUUCUGUUAUUGCUGAUAUCACAACUAAUGCUCUUUGUCCUGGAAAAUCCACUUGCUCUCAAGCUAUUUACAUCAAUGGUCUUCAACAAAUGGUGCUUUUUCUCCCCUCUCUUUUCCUCUAUGUUGAUUUGAUUGCUUAUAGAGAGACUAUGGUGUCAGCUCAGCUUGCGCGUACCUCGAUUAAGAUAUCUGUCACUUUCCAACAACACCAGCUAACUUUAUCCACGAAGGUGGUUGGAAUUUGCAAAAUGGUUGUCAUUCCAGUCAUUGGUCAACUUGCUGAUGAGUACGGGCGUAAACCUCUACUCCUUGUAAUCGUAUCUACUGCUAUUUUUCCUAGUGCUAUAUUGGCUAUAGACGAGUCAAAAGGAUUCGUCUAUGCUUAUUAUGUGCUCCGGAUCAUUUCUCAUAUCAUGAGUCAAGGAAGUAUUUUCUGCAUUUCUACUGCUUAUGCAGCAGAUAUUCUUGAUGGUAGUAAUAGGGCUGCUGCUUUCGGUUGGAUGCACGGAAUUUUAUCUUUAUCUCAUGUUUUGGGAAACUUUCUUGCUCGUUUACUUCCUGGAACCUACAUAUUCAAGGUUUCGGUGGCACUUUUGAUCAUUGCUCCAAUGUACAUGAUAAUCUUUCUUACUGAGACAAUUAAGCUAACUCCAAACCCUAACCAACAUUUACGUUGGUCAAGCAAGGCAUACAAUCUUGUUCAGGAUCGAUAUAGUUCAAUGAGAUACGCAUUACACGUGGUAACAAGCAGUUCAACUCUCAAGUGCAUUUGUCUUGUCUCAUUCUUCUAUGACAUGGGAAUGUCUGGCAUCAGCAGUGUGUUAAUGUACUAUCUGAAGUCAGCAUUUGAUUUCAACAAAAACCAAUUCUCAGAAAUUCUGAUGAUGGUGGGAGUUGGUUCAAUUAUCACUCAGAUGCUGAUUUUUCCUCUAGUCAACCCAUUAGUUGGAGAAAGAAUGGUACUAAGAAUAGCCUUGCUAGCAUCAAUCACAUAUGCAUUGCUUUACGGCUUGGCAUGGGCAUCGUGGGUGCCUUAUUUUAGUGCCUUAUUUCGGAUGGUUUAUCUACUGGAACGCCCUUCUACUAAUGCUAUCGUAUCUAAAGCAUCAAGCUCAUCUGAUCAGGGCAAAACUCAAGGCUUAGUUGCUGGAGCGGAAGCAAUUGGAAGUUUUCUAGCCCCUCUUGUAAUGAGUCCGUUGACCUCUUGGUUCUUGUCUAGCAAUGCACCUUUCAACUGCAAAGGUUUCAGCUUGAUCUGUGCAGCUUUUGCUUUGGCGAUGGCAUUUUAUUUUGCUUGGAUACUACCAGAAGCACCAUCAACACAAGAGGAAAAUGCAGAAAGCCUGGAAGCGCUACUUUUAGCAUAAACUUGAACGAUUUUUUUGAGUUAUAUAUAAACUGAUGGAUUCUAUUGACAUAAAAGAAGAUUGUUUUAGGCCACAUGUUAGGAUUCGAGAUGUGACAUUGUAACUAUUUUUGUUAUUUGAAUUUCUGACUCUGCCACUAAUGAUAUGUACAAAAUUGUACUAAAACUGUUUGGAUUAAAAUGAAAGGGAAGAUAAUGAAAGCUU
Solanum dulcamara is the source of this 1811-nucleotide messenger RNA. RefSeq lists its product as uncharacterized. Gene Ontology annotation, molecular function: transmembrane transporter activity. The transcript has 14 exons. NCBI's taxonomy places the organism in Eukaryota, Viridiplantae, Streptophyta, Magnoliopsida, Solanales, Solanaceae. The record is from RefSeq and is a predicted model, not a curated record. Gene Ontology annotation, biological process: transmembrane transport. Bases 150 to 1607 code for a protein of 485 amino acids.